Messenger RNA from Linum tenue, 1347 nucleotides. The record is from the annotation of a GenBank genome assembly. NCBI's taxonomy places the organism in Eukaryota, Viridiplantae, Streptophyta, Magnoliopsida, Malpighiales, Linaceae.
AUGUCCCUCUCCGAAUGGGACAUGAUCGGGGCCAUAACCCACGUGCCAACAGUGUUCUUCUACAGAUCAAGCACUUCAACCCGGCUCAGAACCACCGAUUCAGGCCUCCUCGACCACCUGAAGGACUCCCUAGCCCGGACCCUGGUCAAGUUCUACCCUUUAGCAGGCCGGCUCGAACCGAUCGGGCGAGGCCGGUUCGACCUGGACUGCAACGGGUUGGGAGUGCUUUUCAUCGAGGCGGAAGCCCAAACGACGUCGCUUGAUGACUUGGGUGACCUGUCGUGCUGCACGGAUUUCCAGCCGUUGAUCCCGGAGGUGGACUACGACCGUCCGAUCGGCGAGUGGCCGCUGCUGCUGGUCCAGGUGACGAAAUUCGGGUGCGGCGGGAUCGGCCUCGGGUUCAGCAUCUCCCAUGCUGUCGUGGACGGGCUCAGCGCGCUUCAUUUCAAGAACGAGUGGGCCCGUGUGACACGUGGCGAGGGGAUUGGGACGGCGCCGUAUUUGGAUCGGGGAGUUCUUCGGGCCGGCCUGCCGCCGGUGAGUCGGCAGCCCCGGUUUGACCCGGCCGAGUUCCAGCGCCCGCCGGUGCUUCUCCCCGAUGGACAUAAUCGUCAUUUCUGUAUGCAUGCAGGAGCCAAACCAUACCACCACGAGACGACAGUGGCCAAACUGAAGAUGACCAAGACCAAAGUCCAGAUGCUAAAAGACAUGGCGAACGCCGGCGGCAGGACUCCGUCGUCGACAUUCGACGGCCGUCCAUUUUCCACGUACGAAACCCUAACGGCUCAUACAUGGCGGUGCGCAUGCAAGGCUAGAAAGCUCAGACCCGACCAGCCAACAUCCGUCGGGGUCUGCGUCGACUCACGCAGGCGCACGAGCCCUCCGCUCCCCGACGCCUACUUCGGCAACGCGGUCCUCGACGUCAAGGCCGCCGCCCUCGCCGGCGACGUGGUGGCUAGGCCGCUAGGGUUUGCAGCCGGGAAGAUAAGAAAAGCCGUGGAGAAGGCGGACAGCAGCGAGUUCCUGAGCUCGGCCGUCGACUACCUGAAGAACCAGCCGGACCUGAGCGAGUUCCAGGACUUCCACGCGGAGGAUGAUGACGUUGACGACGGGCCGUUCUUCGGGAUGCCGAAUCUGGGCGUGAUCAGCUGGCUCAGGCUGCCGAUGGUGGGCCUGGAUUUCGGGUUCGGGAAGGAGGUCUACAUGGGCUCGACCCAUGAGUUCGACGGCGACACGAUGCUGCUCCCGGGCCGGGACGGAGAUGGCGCCAUUGUGGUGGCGAUUUGUCUGAGGGUUGACCAUAUGGAGGCUUUCAAGCGGUGUUUCUAUGGUGAUAUUGUUGUUUAA